Molecule: messenger RNA, 1230 nt
Organism: Colletotrichum graminicola M1.001
Lineage: Eukaryota; Fungi; Ascomycota; Sordariomycetes; Glomerellales; Glomerellaceae
Exons: 1
Coding region: 1-1230 (409 amino acids)
Source: RefSeq, a predicted model, not a curated record
AUGGGCUACAUUGCCAACACCCCCGAAGACCGCCUCGAGCGGUCCGACUCCAAAGACCCGAACACGACCUGUAAAGGCCUCACCGGUGCCGGAAACCUGUGCCGAAACCCGGUCACGCCCGUCAACGGCAAGAAGCUAUCGCCGACUGUCGUGGAGGAGUCACAUUACUGCCACCACCACAGGGACCAGGCGGCCAGCCGCUCUGCACAGUCGAGUCCAGGGCCCAGGCUGUCCGGCAGGCCCGUCCUGGAGCAGCGCUCCAGCAUCGACACCCUCGCCGACCGCCUCGGCCUCGUGGACGUCGGGUCCAACCCGACCAAGAAGCAGAGCCGACCGCAGGGCGGACGCCCCAACGGAAACACCCGGCCGCCGAAGAAGGAAAAGGAGAUGCUGCACUUCUGCUUCUGCUUCUCCCUCCCCAUCGACGAAGUCCACGAUGACCCCCAGCCGGCACCACGGCCCCAGCCGCGACCGGUGCAGAACGGCGGCUCCGCGCCCAUGCCCCGCCCCUCGAGCCAGCUCCUGUCCCCCCCUUCCAACGGCCGGCCGAGACCGAGCGCCUCAAGCAGCUCCCGAAAGAGCUCCUCCCAGCAGCCGUCGCCGCAGCCCCUGUCAACCUCCCAGACGGCGCAGUACCUCUCCCUCAUCCCGCCGUCGACCGAUCCGCAGACGGCCUCUGCCUUAAUGGCCGAGCUGGCCCGCCCGUAUGGUAGCUCCGAGGAGCCGGGCUACAUCUACAUGUUCUGGAUCAUGCCGACGUCCAAGAAGGAGCGGCGCGCUGCAGGAGGCGCGGGUCGCUGGCUUGCGUCGCCCUCGCCGGGCGCGGGGGCGCGGGGCGGCAGCGUCGGUCGAGCGACGUCCUUCGGCCUUCGCAAAAGGCCAACGGGCGGCGCGUCGGCGGGCGACAAGAUGCUCAUCAAGAUCGGGCGGGCGGCCAAACGUGCAGCGCCGCAUGCAGCAGUGGACCAAGCAGUGCUCGUACGAGAUCGAGGUGCUGCGGUACUACCCCUACCUGCCGGGCGCGAGCGCCGCGUCCGGGGAGCAGCCGCGCAUGACGCCGCACGUCCACCGCGUCGAGCGGCUGAUUCACAUCGAGCUGGCGGGACUGGGGCUGCACGCCGGGCCCAUCACCUGCGACGGGUGCAACCAGGUCCACCGCGAGUGGUUCGAGGUGCAGACGUCCAAGAAGGGCAUCGGGGCGGUGGACGAGGUCAUCCGGAGAUGGGUUGA